UACACUGUAACACUGGAAUAUAACAUUUACAAAAAUAUAUAUCACCCUUCAGCUGAACAGAUAAGUAUGAAAAAUCCAAGCAAUUAAAGCAUUUUAGGGUAUUAAUGUUGAACUGGGUAUUUAUAAAACCCACUGUUAGAAAAACAGAACACUGGAACGGUCCUUUAAACGGCUUCCGUACGUCUGCUUCUGGCGGGAAUCCAGUGCUAUGUUGCUCGCUGGGUUAGCUUUCCUCGCUUCAUUUGCGUUUUAAUCAACUAAUGGGUCUAACCUCUCUCAGAAAGUAAAACUAGAAGACAUAAGAUAUGUCUGUUUGAUUUUCAGAGUUAACUACAACCCAGUCGUGUCCGUCGGUUUAUCUAUUUGUUUUUUUUUUAAUCAAACGACAGCUAGCUCCAUUAGCAGCUUAAGCUAAAAUAAGGUUAGCUGCAUACAGUUAGUCACCAUUAGCAGAGUCUGGUGUUUGUUUUACCUACCAGGUGAGUAGUUUAAAAUUAACCAGGUAAUCUGCGCUACAGACCAGGCUGGGAAAAUGGCAACAGGGAGAAAACAGAUGAAGAGAAAACACCCAGAGGAAAAAUCAGAUAAAAAGAUUUUUGAUUUCACUGAAGAAGAUGAAAAGAAAGGGUUGAGUGGUUCAGAGGAUGAUGUCAGAGAAGGUGAGUGUAAGGUAACUUUAGGUUCACCUGGUGGUAACGUUUCACACGGGUCUGGUUAGCUUCAUUCUUAAUUUUAAUGACUGUUUUUGUCCCAAGAUGAGACUCCAGUGGUGGACAAAGUGGCAAAAAAGAGACCAGCUGCAGACUUUGAAGUAGAGGAGGCAAACUGCGCUGUUGGAAAUGAGGUACAAUCCAUGCUGGAGAAAUUUGGAGCUGACAUCAGCAAGGUGAUGCAGGCCAAGAAGAAACGUCUGGAGAGUCUCACAAAGAAUUACAUGAAGGGAAGUCAACACAAACUGGAGCAGCUGUGGAACAACUAUCACAGCCAGAGGCAGAAGAUGACUCAGCAGUACUCUCAGCAGGUUUCCACAGCUCUGCAGCAGUGGGAGACUGAAGCCCAGCGAGCUGAGGAGCAGGAGGAGAAGCUCAAUAAUCUGUUCAGGCAGCAGCAGAAAAUCCUGCAGCAGGCCAGAGUGGUGCAGAACCAGAAGCUGAAGACCGUCAGAGAGCUGUACGAGCAGUUUGUGAAGAACAUGGAGGACAUGGAGAAGAACCACGAGGCUUUCCUGCAGGGGGCGCAACAAGAGCUGAAGAAGGAGAUGGCCACGCUGCAGAAGAAGAUCCUCAUGGACACACAACAGCAGGAGAUGGCCACUGUCCGCAAGUCGCUGCAGACCAUGCUGUUCUAACCUGCUGUUUCCAUGGUACCGGAGCUUGUCAACCUACGUUAAGGGUGUAUUUCGAAGAGUUGUCAUGGUUAUGUACAUCCUGUAAACUUUAUUUAGUUCAUGUUCAUGCUGUUGCAGCAAUAGUUUGUGAUUUCAACGACUUAUAAAUAUGACUUUCCUGCUCUGCCUCUUACAGCUGAGUUCUGUUUGCUCUGUUUACUCUGCUGCGUAUUUAUUUCAUGUUUGUUUCUACUUCAAAUGCUUUGUAUAAACUGUUAAUUAACUGGUUGACAACUU
Molecule: messenger RNA, 1624 nt
Organism: Toxotes jaculatrix (banded archerfish)
Lineage: Eukaryota; Metazoa; Chordata; Actinopteri; Toxotidae
Gene: sycp3
Product: synaptonemal complex protein 3
Exons: 7
Coding region: 854-1348 (164 amino acids)
Biological process (GO): spermatid development; meiotic cell cycle
Cellular component (GO): synaptonemal complex
Source: RefSeq, a predicted model, not a curated record